Exophiala oligosperma is the source of this 2029-nucleotide messenger RNA. RefSeq lists its product as uncharacterized. The transcript has a single exon. The coding region runs from base 319 to 1596 and encodes 425 amino acids. Lineage: Eukaryota; Fungi; Ascomycota; Eurotiomycetes; Chaetothyriales; Herpotrichiellaceae. The record is from RefSeq and is a predicted model, not a curated record.
ACGUGAUCUCCGCAACCACACAUCUCUCCUCCUCGUACGCGCGUCUCAUUCUCAUCUAAUAUCGGACUGAUGAUUGCAUGUGGCACAGAAGAGACUUGUCCAGAAAUGCACUGACACUCCCAGCCCAUCCCAUCCUCCGUCCACUUCAGCUCGGCAUUUCACCAGCGUUAGAUCUGCAUUGUUGGGCGUUUGAGAAGAUUCGAGCAGUGGAUACGUUCUCCCUGAGCGACUUCUCAAACAAUUCUACACUGGGCAAAUGAAUCACUACGAGUACUCUGGAGCUUCUCUAUCCACAUCAAGAAACGUCACGCUUGUCAAAUGUCGCUUCUCUCCCUCGGCUCGCGCCUGAAUGUGCAUUGGCGGAUACUGGUCCUGAUCUUCGUGGCCGUCAUUUCCUCCUACACCAUCCUCCAUACUUUGGCGCCAACACAUCUCAAAGGUGGCUGGAACCGAAUCAUCCCAUCAUCCUCAGUCUCAACAUCAUGCCCGUCCGGCCAUGCGAAUCAACACCUCACCAAGCCCGAUGGAGUCAAAGUCAUCGGUAUGGUCUUUUACGGCCGUCGCGACCGAAGCCAGAUCCUUCACUGCUUCUUGAUGCGGAAUUUGGUCGACAACGGAGGAUGGCUCGAUGAAGUCCAAUGGAUUCGCAACACCGACAACGAAGCCGACCUGCAAUAUCUCGAUGAAAUUUUAAUCCAGACCCCUCGAUACAAACAAGUCCAUCAAGAAAGGACCAAAGACCAAGGCUACAGCGAUGCAUGGUCCAAACUCGACCCGGGCCAAAUCUACGUCAAAAUUGACGAUGACUUGGUCUGGAUGGCCGACGACGCCAUUCCACGUCUUGUAACCACCAAACUCGAACAUCCCGAAUACCUCGUCGUCUCGGCCAACAUGAUCAAUUCACCCCUCUUGGGUUGGCUACACUACCGCAUGGGCGCCGUACACCCCUACCUUCCAGCCUAUAACUCGUUCACUGAUUCUCCAUCAUCGUUCGAAGAGAUCUCUGCUGGGACUACGGAGCAAACCCAGGGCGUGACUCGUGUCUCGUGGAAACACAUCGACCAUCCCGCCUGGACAGGCCCGGAUAGUUUUUCCUUCCCACACGAAGAACCACCACCUCUCGAGGGUCAUGCGUGGCUCCGAUUGCUCGAAACCCAGGAAUCCAGAACCCACCAACUCCGUCGCACGCCCGUCAUCAACACGACCUACGAAACCUGGGGUCCCGGUCUCAAAUCCUGGUCCAUCGCCGCCCAACACCAUUACUCCUUUCUCGAGAACCUGCACGACGAUAACCUCCACCUCUACAAAUUCGCCCCUGACGCCAAACCGUGGAUCACCGACUACGACCGGCUCAGCAUCAACUUCAUCGCCAUCAACUCCACCGAGAUCCUCACCCAUCUCCCCAUCCCCGACGACGUCGUCGACGAAGAAUGGUUGACCGUCACGCUGCCGAGACAGAUUGGCAAAAGUGUCGCCGUCGACACCCAAGCCCUCGGUGUCCAUUUCAGCUUCUUCUUCCAGGGACAGCUCACUUCGACGGAUCUACUGGGUCGGUACCUCGAUUAUGCCAAGGAAAAUGUCUGUCUGAAAUCAUGAGCUCUGCUCUCCGACGACCGCGGCCGAGGAAUGAAUAAAGUGCCUUCAAGGAGCCUCGUGCAUCCUGAAACGAAUCUUUUUGGACGUCCUAGAAUAAACAUCCUGGGCUUUACGAGCCUCUACGAACAUGCUAACGCUACUGUAAGCCUUCUCGCAAAAUGGGAGUGUACAGGUCAUUUCAUGUCAGGUCGUGUCGGGUCAGUCGAGACCGAGCAACACUCUGCGUCCAGUUCGUUUCCCAAUAUUUCCAGCAUUGCGCAGCACGAAUAGGCAAACGGGACGGAUUCAUGUUUGGCAUUCAGAAAAUAUCAUGUAUAUGUGUACCGAUAAAUUAUAAUAACCUACCCAAGGAGCCGAGAGCGACGACGGUGCGCAAGUCAACGGACUAUGUGAUGGUUGCGUGACGCGGAAAAGCAUGUAUCGUGGCACCAAC